AACUUCUUAUUGGACGAUUGGUUAGAUUGCGUAAUUGUCUAUAAAUAUUCUCGGAGUAUUUAAAGAGUUUGCAAGAGACGGACCGGCAGUUUCUUCAUUGAUUUUACUCGCUCGCGACUAGUCAACUCUGUGAUUAUUCUUUGUGUGUUAAUGGUGCUUACUUAUUACACUGGUUUACCGAUUAUUCAACUUUAAUUAAGAGUCCUUGAUUUUGAUUACCCAUGUAAAAGGGUUUGAUUACUGAAAAAUAUAGUCUUCAUCUUAUUGAAGAUAUAGAAAACCUCCCUGUAGUUAUAGACUCAUUGUUGAGUGAUAAUGUUUACUUGGAAAAUUUUGGUGCUUCUAGCUCUUUUCUUCUACUCAGAAGUCAAUCUUAUAUUGGCAAAGAAAGGAGUUUUAUAUCGAAAUGUAACACUGAAGGCUCCAUUAGUCACAAAAGAGCCUUCCGGAUACAGGACCAUAUAUACUUGUGAAGGAAGAACACUGAACAUGGUUUGCGAAGAAGGACUCAUACAUUUGAUCCGAGCAAACUAUGGUCGUUUUAGUAUAGGCAUUUGCAAUGAACAUGGUAAUCUAGAAUGGAGGGUGAAUUGUAUGUCUCUUCAUUCAUUUCCAAUUAUGCUUGAGAGGUGUGGCGCAAAACCAAAUUGUACUGUAAAUGUUUCUAGUGCUACAUUUCAUGAUCCCUGUCCAGGUACACUCAAAUACUUAGAAGUUCAAUACCACUGUGGAACAGGUGUUCAUAUGAUCACGAUGCCAGCAACAAGUUCGAGUCCAACAUUAAAAGUUUCACCUCCUCCUAAUGUGACUGGAAAUCCGAAUCAAGUGAAGUUGCAGACAAUUACAAAUCGUUCUAUUAUAUCCAGCAUAUACCCAACAUUCCUGCCAACAACGCCUUUGCCUAAGACUACAACAACUUCUGCAAGUCCUAUUAUACCAAUUAUAUAUACACCCAACAAAACUGAAACAGCCAUUAAAUAUAGCACAACAGCAAAAAGUGAGUAUUUGAUGUAAAUAAACUUAUCUCUUUAGAGGUUAUCCAUAUAGAGUGGGUUUAAUUAAUGGAGAUACAAACUUUAAGGGGUGAUAGGAGAUGAUAGGCAUGGAAGAUAGAAUCACGGCACCUUUAUGGAUAUGUGGUUACAAAUAAGAAUAGAGUGUGAAUAGAAUGAUCUGAAAAAUAUUGGUUUUUUGGGGUAGUUCUUAGGAGAAUUUAUGUUGAAUAUAAUUGAUUGCCAAUCAAAAUUUUGACCACUUUCAAAUUAAAUUAGGUUCUUAAGCCUCAACUAAAGCUCUGUUUCUGCUGACUAUGCAAGUUUGGAUCACUUCUUGAAAGCUGCUAGGAGAAUUUACAUCCAAUACAGUUUAUCAUCAGUCAAAAUUUCAACUACUUUCUAACAUAAACUAAUAGACACAUAACUAGAAAGAGGAAAACAAUAAAAUUAAAUUAAAAACAAAGUUUCCAAUGGAUUAAAGAAAGAAAAAAAAAAGAAGGUUACUUCAUCUUACCUAAAUGUUAUGAAGGAUAAGUAAAAAAUUU
Molecule: messenger RNA, 1540 nt
Organism: Parasteatoda tepidariorum (common house spider)
Lineage: Eukaryota; Metazoa; Arthropoda; Arachnida; Araneae; Theridiidae
Source: RefSeq, a predicted model, not a curated record